AUGGCUCAAAAACUUAAUGAUAAUAAUGUAGAUUCUCAAGCAAUAAUGAGCGUUACUCUUCACCAUUCUAUGGCUGGACUUAAUCAUUAUAGAAAUCAAAAUAUAGAACAGCGUAUUAAAGUAGCAAAUAUUGCUUUUCCUACUAUUAAUCAGAUUUUACCACGACUAACAUUGAACGAAGAUUCUCAAAAUAAAACCAUGCCAAAUUCUGAUACAUUCUUGAAUUCUGAUACAUCUAAUUUACAAAAUUGCAUUACAAAUUCAGAGGAUCAAGAUAUAAUUGCUGAAGUUCCAAAAAUACUAUUUAAUGAAAUUACCAAUUCUGACAAUAUUAUAUCAACAAAGAAAUGGUCUAGUGAAUAUCAACUUGGUGACAAAAAAGCUGAA
Messenger RNA from Dentiscutata heterogama, 387 nucleotides. The record is from the annotation of a GenBank genome assembly. NCBI's taxonomy places the organism in Eukaryota, Fungi, Glomeromycota, Glomeromycetes, Diversisporales, Gigasporaceae.